Molecule: messenger RNA, 1898 nt
Organism: Moneuplotes crassus
Lineage: Eukaryota; Ciliophora; Spirotrichea; Euplotida; Euplotidae
Source: the annotation of a GenBank genome assembly
AUGGGUUGUGAAGUACCAGACUGGAUCAUUGACAAUCUUGUUAAAAAUCUUGAUUAUCAUAAUGAAGAGCUCUGUGAUAGAGUCAUCAGGUCUUAUCAGUUUGACUUUAGCAGGAACAUUAAAAAUGGCCCUAGCUUUGAAGAACAAGUCUGAAAGAAUAAUCUCAAUGAUCUUGGAGUUUUUAAUGAAGUACCUUGUAUUUACUCACCUGAAACAGCUCAUAUCAUGAUCAAUGAGUUCAAGAAAUUCAUGGCAAUCAAUGCUACGCUGAUUGCUAUUAAAGAUGAUAAUGCUUUUUCCGGUGAUCAGACAAAGCUUCAAAAAGAAUUCAUAAAUGGAGUAAAUUAUUACAGAUCUGAACUCGUAGCUCCUCUUCAUAUUGACAGAAUCUGGAAAAUGCUGAUUCUUCAUUCUCAGACUUACUUUGAGUAUUGAAUCGAGCUAUGAGGAGGAUAUAUCGAUAGAAUCGAGCCAGAUAUUCACAAUGAUGCAGAGAUAUCCCAAAAACUAGAUCAAACUUAUAAGAAGUUCUGGGAGUUUCAUGAUGCCAUCGAGACUUAUCCUUACUUUGAAAAAUUUCCAAAUCCCUUCAAUAUGGAUUUCAAGAGUAAUACCGAUUUUUACAAAUACGGAUGAUAUGACAAGGCAGUAACUCUUUCAGGGCCAACAAGUAUAUUCACUCUGACAGAGAACAUUGAUAAGCUUUUUGAUGAAUUAGAUGCCAAUAACAUGACUAAACCUUUAGCUAUAAUUCUUGCUGAUAAAAUAGAUGCAAUGAUUACCUGAGACUAUGAAAUCACUGAAGAAAUGUUCAAGAUAGAUUGAAAAGACGAGAAUACUCAGAUCUUGUUUGAAGAACUUCUCCAACUACACUUCCCAGAAAAAGUCUUGCAAAAUUUUAAAUUUUACUGAUCACUUUCUGAUGAAGUAUCAAUGGCAAUUUAUUUGUACUAUCUGAAGUAUUUGGUGAUAGCAACUUUAAAUGAUUAUAAUGUAAGCCCAAGUUAUUGGGUAGACCAACUUUGGCACGCACAUAUGGGACAUACCAAACAUUAUAGAGACACAUGUUUGUUUAUCAAGGAUUUUGUAGAGACCAGAAUGUCUCAUUUAGGAAUAUCUCCAAGGGAAUUUAUUGCUCAUGAGCCUGGAGAUGAUACAUCUGAGACAAAGCAAAGGCUUGCAGAGAAAGAGAACUUUACUCAACAAUUAUAUGAGAUACACUUCGGAGAUUCCCCAGAAAGUAAUUUCAUUCUUGAAUACCCCUCUUCUCCUCCUGAAACAAUGACUGUGAACAUAAUCGGCUUACUCACAACAAGAUACCUCAGAAAAGACCCUUUAAGCCCCUUAAACGAACUCAACCAAUCCAUCACCCAUGACUCCAGCUACCUCAAGUCCUUCCUUACAAAAUACCUCACCAAAACCCUUCCAGCCCCAGACUCUUACGACUUCGACAACUGUGACCUCAACCACCAAAUUAUAAGGUUCAGAACUAGAAUGGAGAAAUACAGCAGCUUAGCUGGGAUAGGCCAGCAAGGAUGGAGGAAGAGAUAUCCGGAUGAUAGGUUUGAGUGGUCGAGUGAGGAAGGAAGAGGUUUAGGUAAAGAGUUUGGAGUAGAGGAUGAGCAGAUGGUGUUUAGUCCCAAAGGGAUGAUCUUCAUCUCAAACAUUCACUCUCCAAUUACAAAUCUAAUCUUGGUCAGAAGAUUCCCUCUUCCAGAUAUCUCAAUGAGUUCUUCCUGCAAAGGUCUAUCUUAUACUCUUGCUAAUUUAGCAGACGGAAUCCAAUCCAACAUCGAUAUAUGGCCUCUGAAUAUUUCUAGAUAUGGCAAGUCGAUGAGGCUUUAUUCAGCAAAGAGAAGGGCUUUUGGAUAAAAACUAUAACUUUAGAUUCAGUUCUG